UGGCGCUGUCGAGCUGCAAUAGCACUCGGUGAACUAGUGAUAGGGCUGAUAUAGUCGAUGAUCACGGAUCAGAGAAAACGAGGUAUCUUCAGCCACUACUACUCAAUCAAUGGCUAGGUGGGAAUUGGGAGAAGCGUGUUGCCCAUCCGUAUUUUAUUGUUGCCAUGAUUUGGACCGGAUGUGCAUGACAUCAUGUCCCAAGGAACCACUGCCGUCAUCUACACCGGACAAUCCAUACCGAGACAGGAAAUGCCCCUGUGGGUGGAUCAACCCCAGUCCGUUCGGACUUGGUUGGGAUUUGGGUUGCAUCCUUUGACCCAUGGAACCAUCAAACAAAGCAAGGGAAAUGCAGGGGAUGAC
This is a messenger RNA of Aspergillus candidus, 360 nucleotides long. RefSeq lists its product as uncharacterized. Lineage: Eukaryota; Fungi; Ascomycota; Eurotiomycetes; Eurotiales; Aspergillaceae. The record is from RefSeq and is a predicted model, not a curated record. The transcript has a single exon. Bases 110 to 316 code for a protein of 68 amino acids.